Messenger RNA from Sus scrofa (pig), 3284 nucleotides. It is a transcript of the gene RIOK3, whose product is annotated as RIO kinase 3. Gene Ontology annotation, biological process: protein phosphorylation. Lineage: Eukaryota; Metazoa; Chordata; Mammalia; Artiodactyla; Suidae. The record is from RefSeq and is a predicted model, not a curated record. Gene Ontology annotation, molecular function: protein serine/threonine kinase activity; ATP binding.
AAAGGGCGGAAGAGAAGAGGUCUAGUUCCGGACGCGGCGGCCGCCGCCGCCAUCUGUCACCUCAGCUCCGGCGUCAGCAGCCCGUCGCCCCUGCCCCACCGCCUCUCUCCUCGACGGAAGCUGCUUCCCUGUCCUGCCACCUCUCUGCUCUGUUUCCGUCGCUGUCUUCUUCCCUCACAUGGAUCUGGUCGGAGUUGCAUCCCCUGAGCCCGGGCCCGCAGCGGCCUGGGGACCCAACAAGUGUCCAUGGGCUACCCCUCAAAAUACAAUAUCUUGUUCUUUGUCUGAUGUAAUGAGUGAACAGUUGGCUAAAGAAUUGCAGUUAGAAGAAGAAGCUGCUGCUUUUCCUGAAGUUGCUGUUGCUGAAGGACCAUUUAUUACUGGAGAAAACAUUGACACCUCCAGCGACCUAAUGCUGGCUCAGAUGCUACAGAUGGAAUUUGACAGAGAAUAUGAUGCACAGCUUAGGCGUGAAGAAAAAAAAUUCAAUGGAGAUAGCAAAGUUUCCAUUUCCUUUGAAAAUUAUCGAAAAGUGCAUCCUUAUGAAGACAGUGAUAGCUCUGAAGAUGAGGUUGACUGGCAGGAUACUCGUGAUGACCCCUACAGACCAGCAAAACCAGUUCCUACUCCCAAAAAGGGUUUUAUUGGAAAAGGAAAAGACAUCACCACCAAACAUGAUGAAGUAGUAUGUGGGAGAAAGAAUACAGCCAGAAUGGAAAAUUUUGCACCUGGGUUUCAGGUAGGAGAUGGAAUUGGAAUGGAUUUAAAACUUUCAAACCAUGUUUUCAAUGCUUUAAAACAACAUGCCUACUCAGAAGAACGUCGAAGUGCCCGCCUGCAUGAGAAAAAGGAGCAUUCUACUGCAGAAAAAGCAGUUGAUCCUAAAACACGUUUACUUAUGUAUAAAAUGGUCAACUCUGGGAUGUUGGAGACAAUCACUGGCUGUAUUAGCACAGGAAAGGAAUCUGUUGUCUUUCAUGCAUAUGGAGGGAGCAUUGAGAAUGAAAAGGAAGAUACUAAAGUUAUACCUACAGAAUGUGCCAUCAAGGUAUUUAAAACAACCCUUAAUGAGUUUAAGAAUCGUGACAAGUAUAUUAAAGAUGAUUUCAGGUUUAAAGAUCGCUUCAGUAAACUAAAUCCACGUAAGAUCAUCCGCAUGUGGGCAGAAAAAGAAAUGCACAAUCUCACAAGAAUGCAAAGAGCUGGAAUUCCUUGUCCAACAGUUGUACUACUCAAGAAACACAUUUUAGUUAUGUCUUUUAUUGGCCAUGAUCAAGUACCAGCCCCUAAAUUAAAAGAAGUAAAGCUCAGCAGUGAAGAAAUGAAAGAAGCCUACUAUCAAACUCUUCAUUUGAUGCAGCAGUUGUAUAAUGAAUGUAUGCUUGUACACGCCGACCUCAGUGAGUAUAACAUGCUGUGGCAUGCUGGGAAGGUCUGGUUGAUCGAUGUCAGUCAGUCUGUAGAACCAACCCAUCCUCAUGGCCUGGAGUUCUUAUUCCGUGACUGUAGGAAUGUCUCACAGUUUUUCCAGAAAGGAGGAGUGAAGGAAGCCCUUGGCGAGCGAGAACUCUUCAAUGCUGUCUCAGGCUUAAACAUCUCGGCAGAUAAUGAAGCUGAUUUCUUAGCUGAGAUAGAAGCUUUGGAAAAAAUGAACGAAGAUCAUGUUCAGAAGAACGGAAGGAAAGCUGCUUCAUUUUUGAAAGAUGAUGGAGGUCCGCCAGUCCUAUAUGAUGAAUAGCACUAAUAGCCACUGCUUUCAGUGUUAACACAGCGGUGAUUGUCAGCUGCCAAUGGCACAUGAAGUUAUGGGUGACUUGAAAUACCAAAACAUGAGGAGUGUACAAUGGUGCUUCUGUGCUUCUUUUCCCUUGUAACCCAUAUGCCAGGUGCGUGGAAUUUUUAGCUCGGUAUCGAAAGAAUAAAAUGUCACUACCUCUCAUGAUAUGAAUAAGGUAAUAUAAUUCUUAAUAGCAGGUUAUCUAGCUGAAAUCAACCUGAUUUUACAGGAUUUGUGGCAUAAAAAGUUUUGAUGAGAAUUUUUAACAUUUCCAAAUAUGGGAGGAAGGGACAGAUGUGUUUACAAGGGAGGCUUUUAUUACAACGUACUUGCCUUUUUCACCUCCCUGUUUUGUGUUGCGUCUUUCCUCAGAUAUUUUAUUGCCCUAAAAUUAGCCCUUCUCAAUUCUUUUUCCAUAUUGUGACCAUGAUUUUAAAGGAAAAUUUCUUCUCUUUAGUACAUAAGUGGAAAUUUGGUUUCAGCAUGACUGACAGAAAUAGACAUUAGCAAAGUACUUUUUAUUGGUACAUUAUGAACAUGAACUGAAUUUUUCUUUUUCAUACUCAUAUCCAAAGAAAGGCAUCAUAGGUCCCUGAAAGAGAGAAAUACAUAAGUACUUCUCGACUAUCCACAUUUUUUAAAUUUAACUUUCAGAUUUUCUACAUUUAGGUGAAAUGGUUAGGAUGUAACUCAUGGUACAGCCACUCUGCAUUUAUAGUGAAAAUGUGAAUUAUCUGGAAGGACAGAAUAGACUCUUUAACCAUGUUUGACAUAUUUUAAUGAAGUCAGUGAAACAAAGUUCAGUUUAUGUUUCACUCAAAUUAUGUACUGAUUGAUUUUGAGAAAAAUACAGCAAGCUAAUUAGAAACAUUAUAUAAUCAAAUGAGGAAAAGUAUAUAUCAAUCAAGUUGGGGUCCAGAUUAACCAACUAAUUUGAACUAUCUGGCCUCACUCUUAAUAAUUUUAGUACUGGCUGGAUGCCACUUUUUGAUACAAGUACUAUACUGGGAAAGUACAUGCUUUGUUAGGAUUGAAGCUCAUUAACUACCACAAAAUCAUUCCUCAUUACUGAAAUCAGAUUGGACUCACUAAAGACCUAAACUCUGGUAAUAGAAAGUAAAAAUCUAAACAUUAUUUAUACUCGAAAGUGUCUCCAUUAAAAUUAUUUUAAAAUGCCAGAUAUGUUCUUUCUAGAAAAAUAUUUAUUUUUGUUCCCAUUGUAUAACUUUUAAUUGCAUUUGGAGAAGUGUGAUUUGGGAUAGAUAUUUGUUACACUUCUGAAAGGUUUACCACUAUGAAACAAAUAUUUAGAUGACUGGUGAUUAUUGGCUUUACAGAAAUUUCAGAGAACUAAUUUUAAAAACUAUUAACCAUUAAAAAUUUUUUUUGGUUUUGUUUUCUGACAUACUGUUUAACAAAGAGCAGCAAACCAUUGCUGUGUGGCAUUCUAGUAGGAGUGUGCUGUGAACAUGCUUUUUAAGAAAUUAAAAAUGAAAAGAUCAUUUUA